Molecule: messenger RNA, 531 nt
Organism: Tripterygium wilfordii
Lineage: Eukaryota; Viridiplantae; Streptophyta; Magnoliopsida; Celastrales; Celastraceae
Exons: 3
Coding region: 1-531 (176 amino acids)
Biological process (GO): DNA integration
Molecular function (GO): nucleic acid binding
Source: RefSeq, a predicted model, not a curated record
AUGAUAGAAGUGCACACUACACCAACCUUUGAAGAUGAAAGUGAAUGGGUGCAAAAGUUUGACUGGUCUAGCACUGAGAUGGCUGCUGGAGCUGGGGGACAUCACUUUAUCUUGGUGGCUACCAACUAUUUCACAAAGUGGGUAGAGGCAAUACACCUGAAAAAGGUCGAACAGGCAGAGGUGGUAGAUUUCUUCAAAGAACAACUUAUGUUCAGAUUUGGCAUCCUAGAAACCAUCACAACUGACCAGGGGAUAAUGUUUACUGGAGGGGAGGUCAAAGCAUUUCUGGAAGAUUAUAGAGUCAAAUUGCUCACAUCUAUUCCACACUAUGCUCAGGCAAAUGGGCAGGCAGAGGCUUCAAAUAAGGUGAUCAUCUUUAUCUUGCAGAAAACUAUCGAAGAUGAUCCCCAAGCAUGGCAUAGGAUAUUACCAGAGACAUUAUGGGCCUACCGUAUAUCCAAGAGAACAAACACUACAACCAACCCUUUUACUCUCACUUAUGGGCAUGAUGCAAGUAUUCAGAAGCUAUGA